AUGUCCUUAGCAAAUGGACUUUGGCUUGGUGAAGUUCCUGUUGAGUUAUCUCGCUUGACAUUUGUGGAGAAGUUACUUGUAGCGAAAUACCGCCACAAUGUAUGUGUAGUAUCUGUCAAGAUGGGUCAAAGGAAGAUGAGGGCGAAUGCAGUGGUUUUUCCGCAGCCUGUUAUCAAGGUCUGUAGGAUACUACCACCUCCAAGAGAUGAGAUGGAUGAGGUAUUGGCCAUAUUAUGGACAGGUUCAGCGGCACCUGUAUCUGCAGACUUCAAAAGGGUGCCAAUUCUUGUGCGACACAGGGCUGUGUAUGAGGCCCUUAUCUGGCUGAAGCGACAUCAUUCCGAUUAUGCAGAUAUCGCCAUCUCUAUGGAUAACCUAAUGCAAUACUCAGAGGAUGUGCCUCCUGUUCAUAUAUCACACUUACAUGCUGGUGAUGUAACUGAGCCUCAUAACGUUCCUGUAUUCCAUAAUGGUGAUGACGAUGAUGGGGCCGUAGUGGAUGGCCCUUGUCCAUUUGUUGUCGAAGGACUCCUCGGUGCUGACUUGGCUCAAAUGUCAAUUGAGCGUCAGAAGCAGGUAGCAUUGCAGCAUUUGCAUUCCGGCAAGAAGGUUCUUGCUGUGGGAAAAGGGCGG
Molecule: messenger RNA, 633 nt
Organism: Punctularia strigosozonata HHB-11173 SS5
Lineage: Eukaryota; Fungi; Basidiomycota; Agaricomycetes; Corticiales; Punctulariaceae
Exons: 1
Source: RefSeq, a predicted model, not a curated record